Messenger RNA from Mycotypha africana, 1224 nucleotides. RefSeq names its product protein-tyrosine phosphatase-like protein. The transcript is spliced from 5 exons. Gene Ontology annotation, molecular function: protein tyrosine/threonine phosphatase activity; MAP kinase tyrosine/serine/threonine phosphatase activity. Lineage: Eukaryota; Fungi; Mucoromycota; Mucoromycetes; Mucorales; Mycotyphaceae. The coding region runs from base 1 to 1224 and encodes 407 amino acids. Gene Ontology annotation, cellular component: cytoplasm. The record is from RefSeq and is a predicted model, not a curated record. Gene Ontology annotation, biological process: negative regulation of MAPK cascade; protein dephosphorylation.
AUGAAGCAGAGAAAAGUACCUUUAUUGAUUGACAUGCGGCCUUUGGAGCAAUUUGAACGCGCGCACAUUACAAACUCUAUCAACAUUAAUGUGCCAACAUUAUUGAUUAAGCGGUAUCGAAGAGGUGUCAUACCCAACAACUUCAAUCUAGAGAGCUUUAUUACAACACCAGAAGGAACAGAUCAAUAUAGAAUUUGGUUAGAGCAAUUUAAAGAAGCUGCUGACGACGACGAAAUUCGAGUGAUCAUUUAUGAUGAUCAUACUACUUCAAAAGAUAAAUCAACGGGCACUUGGACGCUAGCGGGCGUUAUUUACAAGAUCAUUCACUCUACAACAGCCAACACUGCUACUGAAGUAAUAGAAGUGAUACAUGGUUUGCAAGGCGGUUUUCAUGGAUUUGUAGAAUGGGAUACGGAGGGCAAUUACAACAAAGCCCCAGAUGCGACGAAUGUACAUAGAAGAGCUAGUCUGUUUAGUUUAGACACAAAUAUUCGACCAACAAUGACACCAAAAACAGAGCAUGAGUAUGACUUUGUGAUUUCAGAAAUUAUACCGAAAUUUUUAUAUCUUGGUCCCGAGAUUUUGACGGAAGAACAAGUAAUGGAUCUGAAGCAUCGAUCAAUCAAACGUGUCUUGAAUAUGGCAGAGGAGUGCGAUGAUGAUGUGUCUGGAUUAAAAGAAACAUUUGCUUAUCAAAAGAUUGCAGCAAGAGAUACCGUAGAGAUGCAAAAUGUUCAAGGUACCCUAAGGAAAGCCGUCCGUGCCAUUGAUGAUUCCAAGAAACAUCACGAACCUAUUUAUGUUCAUUGUAAAGCGGGGAAAUCACGAUCUGCAGCUGCUAUUUUGGCCUACCUAGUUCUUUCUGAACAUUGGACACUCAAAAAGGCCUACCAACAUAUCGUGAAAGCACGACCGAAUAUCUCGCCCAAUAUCGGGUUUGUGGCUGAGCUUAUGAAGAUGGAAGAAGGCGUGCAUGGUCAAGUCAGUAAUUUUGCCUCAACUGAUUGGCAGCUGAUGCUUACCAACCCUCCCAGUCCAGAUACGCAAAAGGAAAUGGGUAGAUUGGAGAGAGUUUGGAAGAGAGGGCGGUCUUCAAGUAACGUUACAAGGAACACAAGUUUGAACAGUGAUACGAGUAGUCAUCGGAACAGUCUGGACAGUAGUCGUAGUAGUAUUGGGAGUAAGACUUGUAGUAUAUCAUGGAAUGAAGAUGAUGAACUGUAA